UCCAUGAAAAGAUCAGUCUCCAUGGCGAGAGCAGAAAUUAAACUCUAAUUAAUUGGAAUUGCAGGUCGACUGAAAGAUGUCAGCAAGCAGACUUCAGUCCACCCCAACAAAUCUUAGCCCCACCGUACAGGCGGGAUGAAUUCUGAGGUGGAGUAUGAUCCUGUGAAGUAUUUAAGGUCUGUUUCAGUGUGCUGAAUGAAUCACGGGUUCGUUCUUCCGGUGGAAAGCAAAAGGCAAGAGAAACAGAGUUUUUUGUUCUCGUGCAAGAGUUCUUGUUCUUAGGUGAAGGUGAGCAUAGCCAUACUCCAAAUCUAGUCUUUUGAUUUGUUCUGGUGUAGUGUAACUGUAAUGGGUAGCGUUUUUAGAGACUUCCUGUACUUGUGCUUGUGCUUCUACUUUGCUUUGCUCCAUACUGCUGCUGGGUUGAGCUCUGAUGGAGAAGCUCUGCUUUCACUACUGGAAGAUCUGUCUGUACCUCCCUCUAUCAAGUCGAGCUGGAACUCAAACGAUUCCACUCCUUGUAACUGGCAUGGAAUUCAAUGUGAUGGCCUGAAAAAGAAUGUGAUCUCCCUGAACAUGUCGGGUCUGGGAAUCUCCGGUUCAUUGAGACAGGAGAUUGGCCAGUUGAGAUCCCUCAAGAGGCUUGACCUUAGUGACAACAAUUUCUCGGGUUUGAUCCCGGUAGACUUGUCCAACUGUAGUCUGCUUGAAUACUUGGAUCUAUCGAUGAAUGGUUUCACCGGUGAUGUGCUUGGAAAAUUAGCAAACUUGAGGGGGCUCAGAUUUUUAUCUCUGUUUGAUAAUUCCCUGAGUGGGGAGAUACCAGAGUCUUUGUUCCAGAUUCCACGUCUGGACACUGUUUAUCUCUACGCUAAUAGGUUCACCGGGUCUAUCCCGUCGAAUGUAGGAAACAUGACUGAUCUUGUUUCUCUGUGGCUCUAUAGUAAUCAAUUAUCAGGGAUGAUACCAGAAUCUAUUGGGAAUUGUACUAAAUUGGAAGAACUCUAUCUUACUGACAACCAGUUAGUUGGAGUUUUGCCUGAGAGCCUAAACAAUCUUCAGUUCCUUGCUUACUUGUAUGUCAGUUCGAACAGACUUGAGGGCAGGAUAAAGUUGGGGGGUUCUGGUAGUUGCAAGAAUUUGCAGGAAUUGGUCCUUACUUACAAUCAAUUUGAUGGAGAAAUACCAUCAGGCUUGGGCAACUGCAGUGGCUUAACAACCUUGGCUGCCCUGGGUAAUAAAUUAACAGGUCAGAUCCCUGCUUCCUUUGGGUUACUAACUCAGCUGGAGCAACUUUACCUCAAUGAGAACUCUUUGUCAGGGGUAAUCCCACCAGAGAUUGGAACCUGUAGUUCCUUGAAGGAAUUACUCUUGCAUACAAACCAACUUGAAGGCAAAAUUCCAAGUGAGUUGGGAUCUUUGAGUAAUUUAGAGGACCUUGAGUUGUUUACAAACAGAUUGACCGGAGAGAUUCCAAUUAGCAUUUGGAAGAUUCCAACCCUUAAGUAUCUCCUGGUCUAUCAGAACAAUUUGUCUGGGGAAUUACCUUUAGAGAUUACUGAGCUCCACCGUCUGGAAAACAUUUCGUUGUAUAGCAACCAUUUUUCUGGAGCCAUACCCCUGGGCUUGGGGAUUAAGAGUAGUUUGGUGCAAUUGGAUUUAACUAACAAUUCAUUCUCUGGUGAAAUCCCUCCAAGUCUUUGCUUUGGAAAACAAUUGAGAAUUUUGAAUAUGGGUCUGAAUCUACUUCAAGGUAGCAUUCCCUCAGAUGUUGGAAGCUGUCCAACCUUGAAAAGAUUGAUUCUUAAGAACAACCGUCUCACAGGUCCCCUUCCCAAUUUUAUGAAAAACCCAAACCUUCUAUUCAUGGACAUUAGAGGAAAUAACAUAAAUGGGACAAUUGCUUCAAGCUUGGGGAAUUGUACCAAUCUUGCGACAAUAAAUUUGUCCAUGAACAACCUUACAGGACCCAUUCCUCAAGAAAUAGGAAACCUUGUGAACUUACAGCUUUUAAAUUUGUCUCAUAACCAUUUGAUAGGUCUGCUACCUCCACAAAUCUCAAACUGUAACAAAUUAUUGAAAUUGGAUCUGGGUUUCAACUCAUUAAAUGGUUCCAUUCAGUUGUCUCUGAGGAACUUGACAGAAUUAUCCAAUUUGAUUUUGAGAGAGAAUAUGUUCAGUGGGGGGAUUCUUGAUUUCUUUUCAGCACUUGAAAAGCUUUCAGAGCUACAACUUGGAGGAAACUUUCUUGAGGGUGAAAUUCCUCCAUCCCUUGGAUUAUUGCAGAACUUAAACUUUGCUUUGAAUCUCAGUGGUAAUAGACUGACAGGAAAAAUUCCAUCAGGGAUGGGAAAGUUGAGUUAUCUGCCAAGUUUGGAUUUAUCUUGGAACAAUCUGACAGGAAGUUUAGCAGAGCUUGGUACCCUAAAUUCAUUAGUUGAGUUGAAUGUUUCAUAUAAUCACUUCAGUGGUCCACUACCGGACAGAUUGAUUAAGUUUCUAAACUCCUCACCUUCUUCAUUCUUGGGAAAUCCGGGCCUCUGUGUUCCUUGUCUUAUUGGAGAUGGCUCAAGUUGCAUUGUAAACAGCAAUCUCAGCCCGUGCAAUCAUGAAUUGCAUGAUCAGAAACACCUCACCAGAAUAAAGGUUGUGAUGAUAGCUUUUGGGUCAUCAUUGUUCUGUAUUCUAGUGCUUCUCUUGUUCUGUUACAUGUGUUUCAAGUUGAGAAGAGAAAAACUUAAAUUUGAAACCUCUGUUCAUGAAGGUUCAUCUUCCUUACUGAGUGAAGUUAUGGAGGCUACUGAUAAUCUAAACAGCAGAUUUAUCAUUGGGAGAGGAGCCCAUGGAAUUGUUUACAAGGCAGACUUGGGUCCAGAGAGAAUUUAUGCUGUAAAGAAGCUUACAUUUUCGCAUCAUAAAGGAAAAACCAUAAAAAGUAUGGUUAGAGAAAUUGAAACUAUUGGAAAGAUCAGGCACCGAAAUCUGGUAAGGUUCGAAGCCUACUGGUUGAUGGAGGACCASGGACUCAUCUUGUAUAAUUACUUGGAGAAUGGAAGCCUCUAUGAUGUUCUACAUGAGAUCAAGCCAGUUCCGGUCCUCAAGUGGGAAGUGCGUUACAGGAUAGCACUAGGAACCGCCCAUGGGUUAGCAUAUCUGCAUUAUGACUGCAAUCCUGCAAUUGUUCAUCGAGAUAUCAAACCAAAUAACAUAGUUUUGGACACUGACAUGGAGCCUCACAUCUCUGAUUUUGGCAUUGCCAAUCUCAUGGAUAAAUCUUCUACCUCAACUCAGUCCAUCACAGUUGCAGGCACCAUUGGAUAUAUAGCACCUGAGACUGCAUUUAAGGUAGUGAAGAGCAAGGAAUCAGAUGUGUACAGCUAUGGGGUGGUUCUGCUUGAACUGAUUAUCAGAAAGAAAGCUUUGGAUCCUUCAUUUCAACAGGACAUGGACAUAGUUCACUGGGCACGUUCAGUAUGGAGCAAAACUCAAGCCAUUACCAGGAUUGCAGAUCCAAACCUUAUCGAAGAAUUCAUGGGCUCUAUUGCCAUAAAAGAAGUUAUCAAUGUACUAUUGGUGGCAUUAAGAUGCACAGCAGAUCAUCCAAGUGAGAGACCAACAAUGAGAGAUGUGGUGAAGCAGCUAUUAGAUGCUAAGGACCAAGUUAUACAAAAGUUUAGUUAGAUUUGAAGUUUGUUGGUAACUUAGGUUUUUCUCACUUUAAAUUGUAUUUUAUGUUAAAUUUAAUAACAUAUUUUGUACAUAGCUAUGUAAUUCUUGAUAGAAGUUUAUGGAGUGAGAACUCUAACCAUCUUACCAUCAUCAUAUUGUUGUGCCAUAGAUAAGUAUACCCUUAAGCAAGUUGAAGGUGAAAGUUUAAGUUUUACCAUCCUCUUUUUGUCCAGUGUAAACAUUAAGCUAGGGGAUGGUUACAUAGACAGCAGGAGAGGUCACUAGAGUUGGUACCAGGAAUGUGACCGACUGUAUGGAUGAAGAAGGUAACAAGUUGCAGAAAGACAUGUACGCUCGCUUGACUGUAUAGAUACCCUGAGUAAUUCCUUUUUCAGAGCAGUUUUUCAGCUUGAAUAUUUGGCACUUGGCCUCAGUUGUAGAAUGUGUUCGACUGAGAGAGUAAUUUGCCAUUCAAUCUCA
Messenger RNA from Nelumbo nucifera (sacred lotus), 4149 nucleotides. RefSeq lists its product as uncharacterized. NCBI's taxonomy places the organism in Eukaryota, Viridiplantae, Streptophyta, Magnoliopsida, Proteales, Nelumbonaceae. Gene Ontology annotation, molecular function: ATP binding; protein kinase activity; protein binding. The record is from RefSeq and is a predicted model, not a curated record. Gene Ontology annotation, biological process: protein phosphorylation.